This is a messenger RNA of Dissoconium aciculare CBS 342.82, 928 nucleotides long. RefSeq lists its product as uncharacterized. NCBI's taxonomy places the organism in Eukaryota, Fungi, Ascomycota, Dothideomycetes, Mycosphaerellales, Dissoconiaceae. The transcript has a single exon. The coding region runs from base 337 to 681 and encodes 114 amino acids. The record is from RefSeq and is a predicted model, not a curated record.
GGGCCUGAUGCUUGACGGAUCACUCUUCAAUGUGCUCUUCGAGGGCUGUGUUUCCCCCCACACGAUGUCUAAUCUUGGAGGUACAUGUCGGUUUAGAUAAAUUCUGAUAAAUCUCCCCAUGUAUCCCAACACCGAAACACCGUUCCCAUAAUCGAUUCGAUCAAUAUCUCCAUCAUUACCUUGACACAUCUGCUAGUUUCCCCUGAUUCAUAACACCAGACGGCGCGGAAAGAUCACGACCAAACGAGAGGCCAGAAAGGCAUACGCUCCUUUCUUAAACCAAGGCUUUUACUGAGUACAAUUGGUGUCGUCCCCCCAAGAAUCUCCUCUGUCACCAUGGCCGCUCCUAGCCCUCGACGACCAAUCGUUGGCUCCGUCGCAGGCUUCGUGUCGUCGACCAACAUUGACCGCCGGACCUGCCAGCGCGUUGUACCAAUGAAGGUCCUAUGCCUGGGACUCUCACGUACAGGGACGGCAUCCUUGCGACAGGCGUUGCUUGAUUUGCACUAUGAGGACGUGUAUCACUUCGCUUCCGUGCUCCAGGAAAACCCUCGGGAUGCCGAGAUGUGGAUCGAUGCCAUACGGGCCAAAUUUCAUGGUGAAGGCAAAACGUUCGGACGCAAGGAAUGGGAUCAAUUGCUGGGCCAUUGUAUGGUACGUGGUUUCCUCAGCGGUUCUUAAGUUCUUGACUCCGCAGUCUGCUAGCAAUUUUGCAAUUUUCGGCACUGCUUGGCCGUCCAUUCUCAUGACCAGAAAAAGAGCACUGAUCAGCUGAAACGAUUCUUGACCAGGCCGUAACAGACUCUCCAUGUGUUUUCUUCGACAAAGAGCUUCUGGAAGCAUACCCCGACGCCAAGGUGAUCUUAACAGUGCGGGACUCACCCCAACAAUGGGUCGACAGCCAGAUGAACACGAUCGUGCAAUAUGC